This is a messenger RNA of Gavialis gangeticus (Gharial), 3279 nucleotides long. RefSeq names its product plexin domain containing 1 (gene PLXDC1). Lineage: Eukaryota; Metazoa; Chordata; Crocodylia; Gavialidae. The transcript has 14 exons. The record is from RefSeq and is a predicted model, not a curated record. The coding region runs from base 348 to 1832 and encodes 494 amino acids.
GUUGAGCAGUCUGAUCCCCACUCACUGCCACAGCAGCAGCCAACUCGUGCUGCCCUUGCUCAGAUGCCGUUCCCUGUGCCGGGCAAGCCAAGCCAUCGGGAUCUCUCCAGCAUCUGCAUCCUCCUGAGCACCCUGAACCUCCUGGCCCCUGGUUGGUCUAUGGGGGGUCUGUGCUGCUGAGACCUGCACAGCUCCUGCAAACCCUGGAGUAGCAGAGGUGGCACGGUGCCCAGCCUGGACAGUGGGUGCCCAGGGUCGAAGAGGAGCCAGGGAAAGUUUGUGCCGUGGGAGAUUCAAGCUCUCAGGGGAAGACGCGCCCUGGACCUCCCCACCCUGCACCCCCAAAGAUGCGAUGGGGAGUCCUGGUCCUGCUGUACCUGCUGCGAGAGGCUGCGGGAGAGGCCAGCAUGCACCAGGGAGCAGGAUACGCACCUGGGGGCUCCUUGAAGGGAGGAAAGCCUCCGGGCUGGAGGCGGAAGACACGGGAAAGUUUGCUGGAGACCAACAGGACCCGAAUCAGCCAAGACCUGGUAGGGGGCAGCCUGGCCAUUGACACCCUGCCAGACAACGAGACGCAGAUUGUGGAAGAUAAUCACAGCUACUAUGUGUCACGAAUUCAUGGGCCGGGCGAGGCACGUAUCAAGGAAUUCUGGGUGAACAUGGCAGAAGCCAACCGAAGCCAAGUGAAAAUCCAUGGCAUCCUCUCCAACACACACAGGCAGGCCUCGAGAGUCAUCCUGUCCUUUGACUUCCCCUUCUAUGGCCACCACCUGCGGCAGAUCACCAUAGCAACAGGAGGUUUCAUCUUCAUGGGGGAUGUUAUCCAUCGGAUGCUCACAGCCACACAGUACAUUGCACCUCUGAUGGCCAACUUUAACCCCAGCUACUCCCGCAACUCCACCGUCAUGUACUUUGACAAUGGGAAGGUGUUUGUCGUUCAGUGGGAUAAGGUAUAUCUUCAGGGAAAGGAAGACAUUGGCAGUUUCACCUUCCAGGCUGCUCUUCACAGUGAUGGGAGAAUUGUCUUCAGUUACAAGGAGAUCCCUGUGUCUGUCCUGGCAAUCAGCGCCACACAGCACCCUGUCAAAGCUGGGCUCUCUGAUGCCUUCAUGAUCCUGAAUCCCUCCCCUGAUGUACCUGAGUCUCGCCGCAGGACAAUCUAUGAAUACCACCGCGUGGAACUGGACACUGGCAAGAUCACCAGCAUGUCAGCUGUGGAGUUCUCCCCACUGCCUACCUGUCUCCAGCACCAGAGCUGUGAAAUGUGUGUGACCUCAGAGAUGACUUUCAACUGCAGCUGGUGUCAUGUCCUGCAGAGAUGUUCCAGUGGGUUUGAUCGAUAUCGUGAGGAGUGGUUGUCUUAUGGCUGUGGCCAGGAGUCAAAUGAGAAGACCUGUGAGGAUUUAGCAGAUGGCAGCUACUAUUCACCAGCUCCGGACAGCUCCUUCACAACAUCUGAGGAGGACAUCAGCACCUCCACCUCCUCCAUGUUCAUUGACAGCCUCACCACGGAAGAUGACACAAAGCUGAAUCAGUAUGCAGGAGUGGAUAGUGUGAGAAGUGACCUUCCUUCAAAGAAAACAGGAGUCCCAAUUCAUGCUGGGACUAUUGUGGGGAUAGUUCUGGCUGUCCUGCUUAUUGCAGCCAUUAUCCUCGCUGGAAUUUACAUCAACAGCCACCCCACCUCCAAUGCCGCCUUGUUUUUCAUUGAGCGGAGACCACACCACUGGCCUGCUAUGAAGUUCCGAAACCACACUAACCACACGACAUACUCUGAGGUGGAACCAACCAGCCAGGAGAAGGAAGGCUUUGUUGAAGCAGAACAAUGCUGAGCACACCCUUCCCUUACCCUGCCCCAUGCCCCAGCCUUCUUGUGUCUCAAGUGUUGGAGUUUCCUAUUAUUCAACUGCAAAUUUUCUCUUUUCUUGAAAAAGGAACAGCAACCAGAAGAAAAAGGCCCAGCAGAGCUUUGAAAAGAAUGUCAGGGCAAUGCAAGGAUACAAUUCUUCCCAAUUCCUCCUGGGACAGUGGAGCUUGAAACACAGGCAGUGAAUUGUAACAACAAUUUGGCACCAAAGCCUGAGACAUGGCACUAAGGAAAGCUGGAGUCAAGUUUUCGUCCUGUUUAAUUUUGUUUUGUUUUGCUUUGGGCCUUUAUUUCUGCUACCACCCCAAGCCCUUAAGAGGAGCAAUUCCCAUUCCUAGACCCACAUCCUCUGAUCGGUGUGACAUGGCUCCAAACCCAAACCCUCUGUUUUCAAGAUAACAAUUCUUAUCCUAUCUCCAGCAAGACACACAAAUCUGACUUAUUCUAAGGCUUAUGUACUGUAGGAGAACCUUCUACAGGUGCAAUUAUGAACAAAUAGCUUUAACUUGCCUUUUCUAUACAAUUUUGCUGAUGCCUGCAAAGGGAGAGCGUGAGAGUGAGAGACCUCAGAUACUUCUCCUUCAAAGUCAGUCUUCUGUUGUUAGCACGGCCACCAUCCAGGAACUGAUUAAAUUAUAAUGGGAAAAGCUGGGGAAAGAGCGUAAAGGAAAACAUUAUUCUUCUAGGGCUAAACCCUGAGGUAACUUCAUGCAAAUUUUAAUGGGAAUUUCACAAGAGUGAGGAGGAAGGAAAGCCUGAGGUCAGUUACAUCAUCCUAAAACAGGGGUAUCUCCAUAGGCAUCAAUAAAAUCCACCUGAUCCAAAGCUGUGAUCAGUGCUGUCUUUCUACUGACUUUGUUUAAGUUUGGAUCAGGCUCCUAUUCUGGAUUUUUGUUGGUAUCGCUACAGGCCUCAAGCAAAGCAAGGACUUCAGCAUUAGACCCCCUAGAUGCUUACUCUUUUCUUUUCUUUUUUUUUUUGCCAAUCAGAACCAAAGAUUAGUCUUCAGAAAAUAAAGACUCCAAUCUGUUCCCAUCAAAGCCAAGUGCUAAACUCUCACUGACUCCAGCUACAGCAGCUUUGGGAUCUGAAGUGAGGAAAGAAAGACACUUAGCAGCAAUUCCAAGUCUGGUGUGAGGUGCAGUUUACAUUCCUGGAAGAAAAAGGGCAAGUUGGUUGUUUGUUGUUUUUUCAUGAUCCUCAGCUAUUUAUUCUGAUGUCAUGUUUGGUGCAUAUUUUAUCCACUGGCUGGUUCAGCUGUCACUGGUGGUGAUUACUGCCAAAGGCAGGAUCUGUCUAAUUAAUGUUUUCCCUCUCUUUGUCUGAAUUUAUAUAGCCAUUAAGGAUAAACAUGGAUGCUUCAUGGCAUUUAGAACCUGGCUUAUACUUCUUCACAUAUAGCCACUAGGGAG